GUUGCCCAUCAACUUUUGCUACUAGAUGAGCGUUGUGCAAAGCUAGUUAGCUGGCUGCACAACGCAUACAUUUCACGCCUCUCUCUCCUCGCCUGUGAGAUGCAUUAAUGCCUCUCGCGAUUCGGCGAAGGACCUGCAGUCGUCAGCAGCUCAGCAAAUCCCACAAGUGACGAGGAGACUCCAUUUUCGGACGCGGCCGGGGUACCCAGCAAGACGGCGGAAAGCUAGCUGGUGAUAUUGCUAGGCUAACUUUCCCUGCCAGAGCGAGCCUGCGAUAAAUUGUCUCUCUGACGACACCUUCGUUGACUACAAAAGACUCCCAGCAUGCUGAUGGUGGGAGGCAAUGGACGGAUGCACUAGAAUGAGUGUGAAGGAGCUGUGUGAGACCGAUGACCUGGCCACCGGUUUGGUGCUGGACCCUCUGCUGGGCUUCAGCACCCACAAAAUGAACAUCAGUCCCCCGCCAGAGAUCCGGCGCUGGGGUAAUCUCAAGGAGACCCUGUUGCGCUUUCAGCGUACGCACGACUUCAACGCUACGUUCGAGGCGCUGACGGUGGGGGAACUGGCUGGUGACUACUUCAAUGCUUUGGGAAGCCAUCGUCAGGAGCUGCUGAGGCAACACGUGUAUCGCUACCUCAGUGCCUUCCUGUUGGAUAGUGGUGUGAAGAUAGAGUCCUGUGACAGAUACUCCUCAGAGACCAACGGAGCAAAGAUAACUUCCACAAGGCACUGGUUUGCAGGAGAACGGGUGGAGGUCCUGCUGGGUUGCAUAGCAGAGCUGAGCCCCGCUGACAGCGCUGUGCUGAGGGCAGGAGUCAAUGACUUCAGUGUGAUGUAUUCCACACGCAAGCGCUGUGCUCAGCUCUGGCUCGGGCCUGCAGCUUUCAUUAACCAUGACUGCAAACCAAACUGCAAGUUCCUCCCUGGCGAGAAGAAUAUCGCUUGUGUUGAAGUGAUACGACCCAUCUCACCUGGGGAGGAGAUCACGUGUUACUAUGGUGCCAGCUUUUUUGGAGAAGGCAAUGAAAUGUGUGAAUGCUGCACCUGUGAGAGGAAUGGAGAGGGUCAUUUCAAACACAGAGGGAAGCAGCCUGAAUGUGAAGAAACAAAGGAUCCUGUGGGCCAAAAGUACCGCCUGAGAGAGAGAUAUCUUCGCCAUCACAGAGAGAAGGGUCACUUUCCUGCAAGGCCGAUAAUACCAGGAAUACACUCAGGUAUCUUUAAAGCCAUCCCCUCAAGGAAUUCCUUUACCCAGCAGAUGAGGAGAAAUGCCUUGAAGAACAGAAAAUUUGGUCAAACAAAGAAGUGGAGACGAGAGAAGCACAGACGAUCAGGAAAGCACCCAUUGAAAUCUUCCACAGUCAAACCGCAUCGGACAGUUUCACUUUUGUCCCAGCUUACUCUGAGGGACCUGAGAGUCAGACUACGGCGCCACACAGUCGAUUUCUUACUCAAUUGUAAGGAUCCAAAAAGCCAAGAAAGGGCCUUGCUUCAACAACUGGAGGAAGUGAAGCCAAAAGAUAACGGGCUGAGUGAACUCAAUUUGACGGGUGAAGAAAAUAACAACAGUGAGGUAAACUUGAAGCCUUUCACCCUAAAUUCCUCCAUGUCAGUUCAUCAAGAAAGUAGACCUGCAGUAAGUAGCGCAGACCUUAAUGGGAAGUCUGUUAAAGUGGUAAAUAGGCGGGUAGUUCACAGGAGGACGUCUUCGAGAACAAGAAGCAUGGUUCACACCACGCUCACACAUCAAACAGGGUCCACUAACACAGCCAACACUACAACUGUUAGUCACCCUGUCGAAAUUGAAACCUACAAUGCAAUAAAACACGAGAAGAUUGAAAAAGCAAUUGCAGAGAGUCAAAGCAACAAGUGCAGCAGCAUUGAAUCCUGCGUCAUCAACACGGCUCAAAAUCCAGCUGCUGGGCAAAUGGAGCGCAGGACCAGCAGAUCUUCAUCCUUGUUAGAAGUUUGUAAGAAUGUCACAGAUAGUUCAAAGAAAGCAGGGGACAAUCCACUAGUAUCACUGAAGCAAUACCUUACAGUCAACCUAACAAGGUUAUCAGUGUCACAAACUGUAGAAAUAGAAAAGGCCUCUGAAGCAAGGAAAAGAAGUGUGGCGGUAAGAGGAAGGAGCAGGCAGAGUCCUAGACCAGCGUCUCUGACAGUACAGUCCGAAAGAAGAGCGUCCAGAUCUCAGCAGAGGCAGGGAGGAAGUUCAGAGAUCUGCACAGCUGAAGGUAACAGAGGGGUGAGGGAAAUGUUUUUCAAGGCCAUUGAUAAAGUAAAUGUAAGGAAGCGACACACUAGUGAAUCUGUAUGUGAUUUAUUCCACAGUGAGAAAGGGGGGAGUGACAAGGUUAUCGAAAUACAAACCGUGUCAGAAGAAAGAGAGGAUGUAAAAAAGGAGCAGCAGGACAUUGUAAAAGGAAAAACUGAAGGGCAGGAAGAAAAGAAAAAUGCUGCACCUACAGUUAUUGAAUGUAAAAGUGAUAGGGCACCGGAAGAAGUGAAAGAGCCCGAAUGUAAAAUAGUGCCCAGUGAAAAAACUAGAGGACAAAAGGAUUUGCGUUGUGUUCGAAAUACAGCAAAUGAUGCAUGUAAGGAGUCGGAAGUUGUUAAACUAUCAAAACAAAUGGUUAGUUGUGUGAGUAAACACCCAGCAAGUAGGCGCGAAGAAGAUGUUGUCAUAAAGCAGGCAAAGGUUCUGCUAUCUGACAUUUUAAGAAAAGAUAAACCCUUAAUAGAUACAAGAUUACACAGAGAUAUUUUAGGAAGAGGGUUUUCGCUCGCCUCUAAAGAAACAGAGAGCGCUGAGGAGGAGAAAGAACAGACGGAAAUAAAUGGAGGCAGGUACCAUUGUUCAGUGCAGAGGAGGAUUUUGAGAGGACGAGACAUUAGGCCUAGAGCGGCGAAAAUAAAAACAGCGGGUAAGCAAAGCACCAAGGGACACUUGAGCAAAGAAGUUCCAGCUACAGUGAAGACUGAGUUGAGUGAGGAUACUUUGCAGCUUCAGUCUCCUCAGAGGCAUAAUGACCCACCAGCGACCUGCCUCAACUCACUACCUCAUGAGUCACUAAUUUCAGCAAAAGCCACGACUAAUCUGCACCCAGACCCCAAUCCACAGGCACACAUACAGUCCAACAUACCUCUAAAGAAACGUACAUUUCGCAGUUCUGUGGAAAUGCACUCUGAACAGGGUUUGAAUUCUGCUUCAGAUCAGGCUUCUAAAGAAGCCACUGGGUUGAGUACAUCCACAGAGCUGACAAAGGGGCUCCCCAUGUUUUCAGAGGAGAGUAGCAAAGUGAAAAGCAGGCAUAGGAGAACAGAAGUCCAAAGGUUAACCCCGAAAAGGAUCACAACCUUUAACCGGGUGCUUCGCUCACGAGCUAAUGAAGUUCAACGAAGUCAUUUGUUAAGGAAAGUUCGGAAGUGUAAAUUAGAGAGGCAGGAUGAGUAUGACAUUGACAAGGCUCAGAGUGAUAAGCUUGGAGAGGACAAACGAGCUGAGGAUCUUGCUAAAAUUCGUGAGCAGUGUGGUAAAAAUCCAACUCCACAUACAUCUAAGAAGGAAGACAUUGUGGAAACUUUAAUCCAGCAAAGUGGUUUGGAGGAAACAAAGGCGGGCCUCAAUUUUAAGAUUCGUUUUAAGAGGAGGAGAGGGAGAGUAUGGGAGAUGCAAAGGGCAGGAUUUGAAAGCAUGGCAUUAAAAACAGAAAAAGGAGAGGAGUUGGUGACAUGUGAUCCUUUUAAAGCCAUCAUGGAUUCUGUAUCAGUUUUAAACAUGGAGAUGGAGGCAGCUCAGGCUCAUGUGCAGGCUAGUAAGAAGUCAAAGAGUAGAUUGCAUCGUUUAAAAAAAAGAGGCGAGAGGCUGUGUGAAAAGAAGACCUCAAAUGUCUCAGACACAAAAUCAGAAAAAGACCUUGAAAAUGUUAAAAAUGAAUGCGGAUCCAAUGAAACACCCAGUGACAAAGUAGAAGUUAAAGAGAAGAUUGAUAGGGAUUUAGAUGGAGACAAGCAGCUGCCAGAAAAAAAAGAGGGUCAUAAAAAUGACAAGGAUGUGUUAUCAGCUGUAGGGCAAGAACCAAAAGUUGAAGAUCGUUUCGUAAAGAAUUGCUGUUUUGAAAUGGGGUCACAACAGAAACUGCAGCUUGAAUUGGAUGUAAAUGGUAUCCCGUUACCCGUAAUUAAACUACGCAGAAAGACGGAGGAUAUUUGGGAGGUGGACAGCAAAGAGGAGCUCAGACAAACUGAACUUAAAGUAGAGCCCAAUAUUAAGAAAGAGAUGAAGUGUCACAUUGUAGGGAAACAAAAGAAAGGAUGUCUGGAUUUUAGCAAGCUCAAAGAAGAGUUCCCAUCUUCACAGAGACUGACCAGCAACUCGACCCUUCUGAAAACAGAACCGCCACCGUUUUCCUUAUCUCUAUCACCACUGUCUCUGUCUUCCCCUCUUAAUGACAAUAAAACUGAAGUUAUAUCCUCAGCUGCAGAUAUAGUCACUGACAGGCCCGAGAUGAACAGCGGAGGAAGGAAACAGAGGCACAAAAUGGAGAGAACACGCAAGUGUGGGCUUGUAGAAACACCCACCACUUGUCUUAGUCACACUCUCCAACAAAUUGACAACAGUCUCUCUAGGCUUUCCGAGGGUUUGUGUUCAUCUCAGACUUUGGAAAAGCCAACAGCCUGUUCCAGUGCUUCUAAUUCUGUCAUCCAGCCCCCGUCCCAGUCUCCUCCAUUCACAAAUGCAGAUAACAUGCUUUCCGGUGAGCCUAGCUUCACAACCUGCUGUGACGAUAUCCUGGACUUUCAGUGUCUAAACUUUGAAGGGUAUUAUCAGCCACAGAAUAUCCUUCCAUCUUCACCAUCCGAUCUGUGUUCAUUGGAUCCACCCACAGAUCCUUUCAGCAGUCCCCUUUCUCACAGCCCGUCCGAUACAUGGACCACUGAAACGCCGUACCUUGGCCCUCCCAGUCCAGGAAAUAACUUUACCAGUGAGGAUCUGCAGUUUUUUCCAGGUCUUAUUUCUUCCAAAAGUGACUCUGUUCCUCUGGAAUGUGAAGCGAGGGAUACCUCCAAAGACAGAAACCUACCCAACCCCAGUUUCAGUUUUUCUGCUCUCAGCAACUCUGACUUGACUGCUAAGGAUCGAAUCAUAAGUAAAAAUCCAGGAAUGAGGCUGUCCAGAGAAGACCUCAGAACUCAGCCCUUGUCCGUCGUCAGCAAGCCUCAGUUGUUUGGUGCACCAUCGUCUUCUGUUACAUCUCAUACUCCUGUUACUUUUACCCAAACCCCCAUCAAUAUUAAGGGGAGCACCAGUCAAUCAAAAGCCCAGUCUAACCUCAGAACCCAUGGCCCCUUCCAUCGUAUGACCAUUCCUAAUAAAGCCCAGUCCUUUGCAAGUAGUCAGCCAAACGCAGUCAGAGGAGUGUCCCAUAGUUGCUUGAGUAAAUCCGUCCCAUCAUCUCAAAUGUCUAACAAACUUCUCUCUCCUCAACUCUUCACUGUGAAAAAUCCCAAUCCUCCCGACAAUCCAUUUAAAUUUCACGAGAAAACGUCUACGGUUAUUCACAGGGUGCUUAAGUAUCAGGGGGGUAACCAGAGUCAGAACUUGUAUAGUGCACCUUGUAAAGACACCAUGGCUGCUGGCAGCCCGAUCAUCACAUCCAGAACACUUGGUGCAAAAUCAGGUACUAUUGAGAAGACCCAGCAGAGUCAGAAGCUAGGCGUAAGUGCAGCCAGUCAUCAUAAAGGAAACAUCUCUGUUCAAGGAUUUGGGAAGGAUGCGGGCCAUCUUGGUUCCUCCACCAACCCUAGCAGGUCCAACCCUCAUUUCAACAAACCCAUCUCCACUUUCCCUCAGACUUUUAGUAAAAGUAAAAUGUCAUCUGACAAACAUGAAAGUGUUGAAACCAAUAUGACAUACAAGAACAUGUCAACGCUGCCAAGACCUUUCUUUUUCCCUAGCAAAAUGUCUGACAGUUAUUCCUCCUCGCAAGACAAGAGUUUAAGACCGGAUAAAUCCACUACGCCGGCCUCAGACAAGCACCAGCCAUGUUACACUCAGCAAGACCCUUUUGAUUUUAGCUUUGGCUCGUCUCUUUCGCCCAUGUCUCAGCACAACAGCCCCCAUGUGAUCCACAGUACACCCCCUGGUACACCAGCACCAGCAAACAAGAGUCAGUCCUCAACCUCCUCAGCCUCUUUCCCUUAUGGCUAUCAAGGCCCUCCUUACGUACUAAACUUCAGUGGAGAUCAUUCAUUGACCCUUGGACUCAGGGAUGGGGCUGAUGGUUACCCAGGAUUAGGCCCGGCAAACUACACCUACCACUGCCUGAUGGAACCUUCAGGCACCCAAGGGCGGCUGGUUCUCGAGCCCUGUGGACCCCAGCUCUCUAACCCAGCGUCUUUGUCCUUGGGUGGAUUUUCAGGGCUCAAAGGUCAGGACGAACAUUGCAGGAAGGACAUGCAGCAACAGUGCCAGCCUGGGGAACACCAAGGCCCACCACACUAUGGACCUGCUACAACGUCUCACUCCAUGGGUGCUACAAAACCCAAGAGAGUGAGGUUAGUGGUGACAGAUGGCACAGUAGACUUAGAUCUCCAGUACUCGGAUUGAUUUAUACCCACUGGAGUCACUGGAUCCCAGAAUACACUUGGACGUUGUUGUUUUGCUCAAGGGGGAUUAAACAGUAUCUGCCACAAGAUGUUUUUGUAAACACUGUAAUUCAUACAUAGUCUAGCAGUUAUUAAAGCCCGCUGACUGAUUGACAUUUUCUAAAUCAUUAUUUUGAUGGACUGUUAAUGUAUGAAUGACUUGUACAGGGUUUUAUGUAAACCGGACGAAUCAGCGUGUUUUAACUACUGUAUGAUUUUUAAAAUAUAGUGAAAUAUACACUACAAUUUGCUGAGAAUACCAAAUUUAAAAUGCAUAAAGAAAACAAAGCAUUAAUAUAUUUGUGACUAGGAGUUUGAACUUACAGGCCCUGUAAACAUGGAAAGCCCUCUUACUGUACUGUAACAUAGCUGUAUGAAUUUUUCUAUACCAUGUAUGUCAGUAGAGACAAGAGCACCAUCAUUGGUUGCUGGUACUUGUAUCGGUCGGUUUUAAAAAGGCAGCUUUGUGCCUCAGUCUUUGAUAUGUUCUUGUGACUUUUUUGAAGCACCUGUUGAAACAGUCCACCCUCGUUUUUUAUACUCACAGUAAGCUCUUUUCUCACUUUGUGUGUGUGUGUAACUACGUGUGUGCGCGCGAGUGUGUGCAUGCAUUUGGCAGGCAGGUCUUGAGGGAUCAAAGUGAGAUGUGUUGUCGUACCUGAUCGCGUGACUGUUGCUCUGCCAAAUUUUAGUAAGGUCAUUAGUCAUUAGUGCAUCAAUGAAAGGUUUGUGCAUGAACAGUGUACAGUGAAAUGAUUCCCCCGACCUGAAACAAUAUAUGUUCAAGGGUGAAGACGUGUGUGACUUGAACCGCAGCUUUUCACAGCUGCUCUCUUCAGUACCUUUUGUGGAUGAGUGAGUGGGAGAAACUGCAAUAUGUGUGUGUUUUUUUUUUUUUUUUUUUUUUCAGGCCAGUUGUACUUAAUGGAUUGAGGGAUAGUACAACAUAAGAUCUUUUUGUAAGGGGAGAUCUCCCAAUUGGAAGUUUAAGAGAAACAUGUUACAUCAAGAAAAGUGACAAUCUUCUCACUUUUGAGAAAUUCACUUUUGUCAUUUAUUUGGCCUUUUUAUUUUUGUCUUUCCUUUCAAAGGUGUUAAUUAUUAUUAUAAUACAAAAAGAACCGAAGGAUAAGUUGUUCAUCACCUACAAAAGUUGCUGAUUGUUAUUUUGUUGUUGCUGAUGGAGCUACAUGUUCAUAGGUGUAUUGUAAGCGGAGUUAUUUACUGUCGAUUGUGGAUGUCACGCGAGCAUUCCCUUCUUGUCAUGAUGUACUGUAUGUGGAACCCAUUUGACAUCAUUGGGCAGGAGUGUUUGGUGUGACGGCACAGCCUUACAUUACUACCAUGAAAAUGUACUGUCAUGAUAUGGAAAGGCCAAUUAUUUAUUUUAAUAUCCUCAUCCUUGAAAUGGUGCUUUAAUGUAAUUUAUAUUUCACAUUGAUUGUUCAAACUAUUAAAUGUUUUUUAUUAUUUAAUGGGACAAAAUACUGAACUGAAUAUUUACAUCGAGUAUUUAAUUUCAAAGCCUUUUGACAUCUUAUCCAAUUUUUCAGUUGUUACAGAUACAUUUUUUUCUUUUUUCUAAUUGUCAGUUAGUUUUACUGAAAGUCUGCUGUAGAAAUGUACAAAUGUAGCCUAUAUCAUUAAAGACACUUAAUUCUUUUUUUGUA
Messenger RNA from Dicentrarchus labrax (European seabass), 8321 nucleotides. RefSeq names its product lysine methyltransferase 5C (gene kmt5c). Gene Ontology annotation, molecular function: histone H4K20 methyltransferase activity; protein binding. NCBI's taxonomy places the organism in Eukaryota, Metazoa, Chordata, Actinopteri, Moronidae. Bases 344 to 6613 code for a protein of 2089 amino acids. The transcript has 9 exons. The record is from RefSeq and is a predicted model, not a curated record. Gene Ontology annotation, cellular component: nucleus.